This is a messenger RNA of Sycon ciliatum, 5799 nucleotides long. Its product is annotated as ubiquitin carboxyl-terminal hydrolase 38-like. Gene Ontology annotation, biological process: protein deubiquitination. Gene Ontology annotation, cellular component: cytosol; nucleus. Gene Ontology annotation, molecular function: cysteine-type deubiquitinase activity. The transcript has 7 exons. The record is from RefSeq and is a predicted model, not a curated record. NCBI's taxonomy places the organism in Eukaryota, Metazoa, Porifera, Calcarea, Leucosolenida, Sycettidae. The coding region runs from base 278 to 4597 and encodes 1439 amino acids.
UGAUAGUAAGUUAGUUGUAGUUAUCUACCACGUCUUUACACAGUCAGUUGCAGCUUGCUUUGGUCUGUAGCUGUUCCGCUGGAAAGCCAUCCUGCCUUCAGCAGUUCAGCUAGCCUUCUUUUUUUUUUUAUGUACUAGUAGUACAUGUAGUACAGCUCUGAGUUUAGCCGAAGUGGCAUAAGAGAUUUUGAAUUUGUUGACGUUAGAAAUGAAAGAAUAGAGCUGCUUGCAGCAGAAGCCCCUGUUCAUCAUACUUCCUUUCAUCUUGUUUUGCUUGAUGGCGAUGGAUGAUCUUGUGGAGUCAAUCCUAGCUUCAGAACAUUCUGAAUCACUCAAGUAUGAACUUUUGAAGAGAGCAAUCGAAGCUGACACUGGAAGGCUUGACAAAGGUGCAAGUAGUUCGUUGAUAAGUUCUGCUAUUUCCUGGUCACUGGACGAGGACUCGAGGGUUCACCGGGCAUUUGGUCGAAGCCUGAUUUCUCAUGCGGGAAAAAGGUACUUGCCAGCUCUACGGAGCGCUGUGAAUGGCUGUUUGGUGGAAUAUCUGAGCGCACAGCCUACCGAAGCACUUUUCGACACUGUUCAGUGUGUAGUGGACGCUGUUCCAAUGGACGAUCGGCAUUUGGUGUGCGCCAAAGUGAAGAAUGCUGUAUGUACGUGGCUGUCAGCUGCAGACGUCAUCAUAACCUCUGUAUCAGUAUUGGCCAAGAUGGCGAGGUUACUUACUGACCACCCCCUUUGUUUACCAAGUUCAACUGUUGUUCCAACAAGUAUAGUUAGCCGCAAGUUUUUAAUAUAUCUUGCACACUGCACUUGGUCACAACCCGAUGCCAAUGCUAGAGGCUCUAGACAGUCCAGUGCUGCCAGGCUCUCUCCGCCGUUUGCUGACAUGAAAUCUAUUUCAAAAUGUCUGGCAAUGCUAUGGUCGCGGAAUGCAGAUGUAGUUGUUGUCAACCUGAAGACAAUUCUCAGUGCGAUAUCUAACGAUGGUUUGCCUUUGGUGCCAUCAUUCUGCGGCAGCCGUGACGGUGAGCUGCGUGGAUGCUACCUUGCGCUAGCACUGUGCACGCUGCCUCGUUCGCAAGUGACGAAUGCAUGUCGAUGUGCUAUUUUCGACAGCAACUUGACUGCUAAAAGCCUCACAACAUGCCUUGGAACGUUGAUGGAUUGGCUGUUGAUUCUUCCUGUGGAUGGUCUACAUUACUGGCUGACUGAGUUCAUGGAGGGAUUGUUAGCGAAAAAAGAGUUUAUGUCCUUGCUGUCCGUCCUUUUACCCCGUCUUGAAAAUCUAUUUGCAUCACUUCGCCAGUCCAUGUGUCGCGCUGAAGUAUUCCCUGUUCUACGGCAUAUCCUACUUGGUGUGCAGCAUGCUCCCAUUUGCUUCGUUAAGGUGCUACCAAGUGUAGCUGGUGUCCUUGCACAGCUUGAAGAAGAAGGAACGCCUCAGUCCAUGAAGCUUCUCACGGAGCUUUCCCACAUCUUCAGAGUCUUAGUGCAGCAUUUUGGCAAUGUGCAAGUCUCCGAUGAGGUUCUACGAUGCAUCAAUAGGUACGACACAUCAAGUGCGGAAACAUUGACGACGCGUUUCAAGGCCAACUCCUGGAGUAUACUGGGAGCUCUCAAGCGAUCCCACCAGCAAGAAAAUGGUGGAAAACGAAAGGCGCCUUAUCUUAUUGCUGGCAAGCCUGUAGAUCUGGACCUGGCUAGCUUGAGUUCGUCUUCAAAUACGUCACUAGCCAGCAUUAGGCAUCCAUCCCGUGCAGUGUGUGGCAAAGCUGGCCUGCGUAAUCUAGGCAACACAUGCUAUGUCAACUCCGUGCUACAAGCAUUCUUUAUGAACUCUGGAUUCCGCGAGUCCGUGCUCUUGUGUACUCCUUGUCCGGAGGAUGGCAGCAAGUCCUUGAUUGGUGCUUUGCAGCGUGUAAUGGCCUACCUUCUGCUCACUAAGCGGCAAGCCUACUCUCCGAAGGAGUUCUUGGAGAUAGCGCGACCCAGUCACUUUCUCCCUGGAACACAACAGGAUUGUGCUGAGUUCUGUCGACAUGUGCUAGAUCUAAUCAACACACAGCUCUCCAAGCAGCAACAGCAGUUGCGACAGGCAGAGACGUCUUCAACUGGAUCAAGUGAGCAGGGUUGCCAGAGAGAGAAUCCCUGUGUAAGUGCUCGUAGAAGUGGUGAUGGAUGCAGUUCAAUAGUUGACACAAAGCCAGGUCAGCAGUCGAGCCGUCCAGACAACUGUGUUCAGCGCCAUUUCCAGCUCAAACUGCAUACAAAGUAUACGUGUUGUGUGUGCACUCACCAAUCAUCUCAAAUUGAGUCAGCUUUUGACUUGAUGCUGGCUUUUCCAAGCUCCACCUCAUCAUCAUGCGGAGCAGCCGUAUCUAGCAGCACUGCAGUCAAACAGGCUGAAGAAGCAGCUACUGUUGCCCAGCAGCCAGCUAACACUGUGCUACCGGCGGCACCGAGGAGCAGCACUGUUGAUGAAGUGUGCACAUUGCCUACUCCACCCAACACUCCUCCUCUGAUUUUAACUGAUUCCAGCACUGCUUCCGAAGUCACCGUGUCUACAUCUAUAGACAUUGGGACUGAUGAUGAAUGCGAAGGACCAACUCAUGCCCAGUGUCAUCAGCAUGAUCAGGGCCGUAGUCAUUGCCACUCUUCCUCUUCAGACAUGGAUUGUGAGAGUCUUGACAUAGCUGCACAUACCCCUACCAGCAGUACGGAUGUGGACACAUCUGCUGCCGCUGAUGCCACCACUGUUUCUACUGCUACUAGUGCUACCACUGCUACUAGUGCAAAGGGAGAGUGCAUUGUCGGUGGGAAGGUUGGGAAGGUUCAGGAUGGUCAUUCUACAUGCCGGGAACAGUCUGAGAAGUUUGCAAGAAGCACAGGAGGAGUAGCUGCGGCAGCGGUACAAGAUGAUGCAUGUCCAACACAUUCUCCCGAGCAUGUAGUAGUGGCAACUGGUAUACGUGGUGGAGAGCGACCUGCUUCAAUUGAAUCUUCUUCUAUGCCAUCGCGUCCAACUACUCUAGCAUCUCCAGCAACAGCAGCAGUUGAUGGUGGUGCUUGUGGGGACACUAUUGCUAAGCCUAAGGGUUUGAUUCCUAGCCUACCUGUAUCCUCGGAAAAAGCUGAGAAUCUCAACGAUAUGUUGCAAGACUUCUUGUCUGUGGAGGCUCUAGACGGUGAGAAUGCUUAUGAGUGUAGUAAAUGUGGACAGCGACAGCGUGGUCAACGCCAGGUCAACAUUGUUCAGGCACCUGAUCAGCUGCUCAUUACGCUAAUGAGAUUUCAUUUUGAUCGCUCUACACAGCAGAGAAGUAAGAUUCUAACGAAAGUCGACUAUCCCCAAAUCUUACAUAUCCCCUGUUCACCAUCGAGUCAUUCAUCUUCUACACUUGCAACAUGUGCAAAUAGUUGUGCCGGUAGCAGUGGAGACCGUGGUGAUAGUUCCGGUGACAGCAUUGGCGAGGAGGAGAUGAGUGAUGAAGAGAUUGCUUGUGCCUCACCUCCAUCCCUUUCAAGAUGUUGCCAGGACACACAGCAGCAACAGCAGGAGCGCAAGCAGCAUGUACUUUGCUAUGAGCUUAGUGCUGUUGUAGUACAUGCUGGAGGUAGUACUGAGCAUGGCCACUACUAUACACUGGCGUGUGAAACACCUAUGCCAGACUCCAAUGCAUUGCCAGCUGCUGAUGUGUGUGCUCAUGUACCAUCGUCUAACCAACCUGCUGUGGAUACUCCCAUGGAUACCAGCUGCCCAUCGAUGCCUAAUGUGCCAUCCGCACAUGCACCUACUAAAUCUGCUCCUGAAUCGAGAGGCGCUAGCGUACAGCAGCAGCAGCAGCAGAAGCCAUCAGCUAAUGCUACGAAUGGCUUCGCAAAACCAUGGUAUCGCCUGAAUGACUCCAACAUUCAGUUUUCCUCACUGAAGGCUGCACUGGAUGUAGGCCGCAGUACUUUUGAUACUGCAUACAUGUUAGUGUAUAACCAAUGCGGCUGCCGUCACAGCAACAAGACCAACAACUAUGCAGGGCCAGCUGGUGUUAGCACCAGUACACCUGGUGAUUCUUGUGUAGAUGUGUCAGUGCCUGCUUCUGUUGCACCUUCACCAUUAAUCUCAGCAGCAGCAGCAGCAUCAUCGGCAGUAGCACCAGGAAAGCCACUACCAUCACCAGCAGUAACAUCAAGAGGACCAUCACGGCUAACGGCACUGGCAGCAGCAGCAGUACCACCUUCAUCAUCACCACCGCCACCUUCAUCAACACCACCAGCACCUCCACCACCAGCACCUCCAGCAGCAGCAGCAGCAGCAGCAGCAGCAGCGACCACAGCGACUGUACCUGCUGUGCAGGAUCUAGCCAACUGGCUGAAAACACGGUCAUCCGAAGAGCAGAAGCAACGCUCGCUAGUUCCAGCACGUCUAGCAAAGGAGGUGGAGAAUGACAAUCUUCUAUUUGAAAAGGAGAAAUCAUCCACAGUUGUGUAUGGACCUGCUCCAGCACCACCUGGAUACAAACCACCGCCACCACCACCGCCUCUGGGAGGUGGAUGUGGAGGUGGAUUUUCUGGACCAACAAGUCGUUUGGUGAUGUAGCUCUCUCUGUAAGGCGGUUUGUUGCCUGCGUUUGUGUCAGUUGAAACCUUGAUGCAUGCACGAUAUCGUGUGUAAAUACAUUGUACAUUUGCUGUACACACAUUCUACAUACCUUUACUUAGAUAGGCUUGCAUUGAAUAGAGAAGGAAUACUGUUGCUGUAUCUAGAACUGAACUUGUUCAUACCUUGCAUGUUCACACAAAAUGGGUUUCCUGUCACAUUGCUCUUACAGAAUUAGGCUGGUGCAUGAUCGGGCUGGACUGGCGCAAACAAACUAACCGUGUUAACUUAGCUCAUGUGGUAUCUUGUCACCACUUUGGCAGUUCUUCACUGUGUGUGUGUAUAGGAUGUGUGUCCGUUUAUAGUUCUUCACUGUGUGUGUGUAUAGGAUGUGUGUCCGUUUGUAGUUCUUCACUGUGUGUGUAUAGGAUGUGUGUCCGUUUGUAUGUUCAGCUCCCAAGUAGCCUACUAGUAUAUCGUGUUCUUCCUGUGCUUUUUUUACAAUAUCAUACCGUUUGCACUGUUUUAUCCGUGAGUAAAUCAGUCAGUCAGAAUUUAUCACCACACUCAUUUUAUGAUUUUAUGCUUGUGUUGUACGUAUAAAUUCGUAUCUUUCUAACACCCUUUCCCUCUCGUACAAGUAGUUCUAUUAUUUCUAUAUACAUGUAAAACUGAUGUGUUUCUAAACAGGUGUUUCGGAGAAAGCAGUUUCAAUAGUGCCAUAAAUAAGACAAUUGAUGAUAAUACCAUGAAGCAACAAUGAAAUGUAAUAUUAUGUAUUAAAAAAAGAUUGUUAUUAACGCAAUGAAUAGAGCUAGCUGCGCACAAACACCGAAAAAGACUACAUGUACUACUAAAACAAGAUUAAUAUACGUUUUUUCCUCAAUGGUCAUCAGUGAAUUUACAUUGAAUAGUGAUUAUGGGAGAACAAUCCAAUAUUAUCUGUGCUCAAUAACUAUUCAAUGGAAAAUUGUAAAUUCACUAUUGACCAUUGAGGAAAAACGUUUUAUGAAUCUUUUUUAAAAAUACAUGUUAACAUUCCAUUGUUGUUUCAUGGUUUUCGUCGGCAUUAAUUGUCUUAUUUAUAGCGCUAUUGAAGUGUUUCUCUCUUGCUUUUCUUGCUGCCGUAAUAUUCCUGCAUUUCAAUGUGCCGCCCACAGUUCCAUCUCCAUGCGUGAUAUUAAACUUUGUUGUGCUGUCUA